Molecule: messenger RNA, 1533 nt
Organism: Vigna angularis (adzuki bean)
Lineage: Eukaryota; Viridiplantae; Streptophyta; Magnoliopsida; Fabales; Fabaceae
Product: protein Iojap-related, mitochondrial-like
Exons: 1
Coding region: 201-656 (151 amino acids)
Biological process (GO): negative regulation of translation; negative regulation of ribosome biogenesis
Molecular function (GO): ribosomal large subunit binding
Source: RefSeq, a predicted model, not a curated record
UAAAAAAUUUUGCAUUUUUUCCCAACCCAACCCAGCUCAAACCCAUGGUGAGUCGGGUUGGCUCACGGGUUUCAACCCAUUUUGACGGCACUAUAAUACAUAAUUUGAUAAUAUGAACAAAAUGGUAUUAGAUGAUUUAAAUAUUUAAUCAAAUUCAACCCAAAAUACAACAUAGAAAAAUUGCAAAUGUGAAUAGAUCAAUGGCAGUGGAAAAGAAAACUAGAAAUGAAAACGGCGUCGUGCGUUACCAAGGGGUUAUUCACAAACUCACUUGUACUGCUCUAGUUUUCUUUGAGCAUGCAACUCGAAUGUGGGAGCUUCUUCAAACUAGAAUGUGUUUGCGAUAUUCAGAGGCCCUUCUUCUUCAUCAACCAUGGAAGAAGAAGGUAGGGUUCUGUUCAUUGUCCAUCGUUGAUGGCCGUAAUUGCCUUCUAAAUCUGUUAGAGAUCGAGAAGGUUCUGACGAAUAUCAAAGUUAAUGACGUUAAGGUGAUACCGAUUCCCAAGCACUGUGAUUGGGAUGAUUUCAUGGUUCUCGCCACUGGCGGGUCCACUUGGCAUGUCAAGAACAUAGCCCAAGCCCUAAUUUACAAGGCACCACACCCUCCUUUCUUCGCCCCCUUUAUUGCUAUAUUUUCAUUAUCGAUUUUCGAUUGAAACUUGAAAGUGGUUUUCAUUUUUGUUUUUCUUCCGACUUAUGUAUAUUUGUUUUUGUCCAUGCAAUUGUCUCUGUCGGUUCUCCAACCUCCUCGUUAUCUCCGAAACCCCUUCAAUUCUUGUUCCCACACCAUUGGGACUUGACCCCGGAGGCUGCGAUCGUGAGUGGCUGCGUUUCAGGAGGAAGACAUUGUAUACAACCAACACUAUGGCGGCGGUUCCCACCACCACAAGACCGUAGUACAACAUGGCAUGUUGUUGUUGUUGUUGUCAAAAGAGGAAGAGGGCGGAGGAAGGGAUGAAAUUGUGAAAGGGCUUAGAACACAUAGUAGAACCGAAUACGACGCGCAGAACUGAAUACACGAUGUAUGCAAUUUCUUGUAAGCACUGGAACCAGAUACGUGAUAUCUGGAACCGAAUACACGUGCUUUGCAAUUUCUACUAAAAGCUGGAACCGGAUAUGCCAUAGAUAGAGAACCGAAUACACGACCAUCUUCUUGAAGAACUGAAACUGAAUACAUGAAGAACAACUUAACUCUUCUUCAACCGCUGCUUCAAGCUCCUUCUUCAUCUGCUGCUUCAAGUUCCUUCUUCAUCAUCCAUGAACCCCUUUCUUCGUCAUCUCAGCUCCAACAUGCAACAACCACAUCAAAAUCUCAAAGAAAGAUUACCUACAUGACUUUUACAAAUAAAUUAGUGCAAAUCUACGCACUUAAGCGAGACAGUUAAAUUGGUUAUAUCUUGCAAAUCAGCAGUUUUCUUCCCUCGCAAAUCAGCACAAACAAACAAGAAAAAUCACUCAAAUCAUUCUUCAAUUUUUUUAUAAAUAGUACUUUCCCUUCAAGUAAACACGGUCUUUAAAUGAACACAUUUUACU